Stomoxys calcitrans (stable fly) is the source of this 1920-nucleotide messenger RNA. RefSeq names its product nuclear pore complex protein Nup58 (gene Nup58). Gene Ontology annotation, cellular component: nuclear pore. Gene Ontology annotation, molecular function: structural constituent of nuclear pore. The record is from RefSeq and is a predicted model, not a curated record. The transcript has a single exon. Gene Ontology annotation, biological process: nucleocytoplasmic transport. Bases 128 to 1729 code for a protein of 533 amino acids. NCBI's taxonomy places the organism in Eukaryota, Metazoa, Arthropoda, Insecta, Diptera, Muscidae.
AAAACUCGUGUGCUUUACAUUUGUCAGUGAAAUUCCCAACGAAAUUGUUAAAAUUUGUAAAUAAAUAUAAUAUUACAUAAAGUAUUUCUAAAUUUAAAGUAAAUUGGCCAAGAGGGGAACUUUGGAAAUGUCUGGUUUUUCAUUUGGAGCACCAGCAGCAGGAAGUACGCCAAACAAUCAACAGUCUGGGUUUUCUUUGACGGCGCCAAAAACAAUGGCAACAGCCACCCCUACUUUGGGUGGUCUGGGAGGUUUUGGAUCAACAGCGGCCACCCCGGCAUUUGGAGCGGCUGCACCAGCCUUUGGAGCACCUGCAGCAACUCCAGCAUUUGGCGCUGCCGCAGCCACACCGGCAUUCGGCGCUGCUGCAGCUACGCCAGCUUUUGGUGCUGCCACCGGUACUCCAGCAUUUGGCGCUGCCAGCAGUGCUCCUGCAUUUGGAGCCGCCACCAGCGCUCCAGCAUUCGGGGCAGCUGCAUCAACUCCGGCAUUCGGAGCUACACAAUCAGCAGCACCUGCAUUUGGCACAACAGCGGCCCCAGCAUUUGGGGCGACGCCAGCAACGUCAGCACCAGCUUUUGGCACCUCAUUCAGUUUUGGGGCUCCUACAGCAACUGCAGCAGCUUCAACUGCUGCAACUGGCACUACUUUUGGCUUUGGUGCCACCUCUUCAGCUGCAACGGCGAGUACUGCACCGACUUUAUCAUUUGGAGCAGCUGCCGCCACUUCCGCGGCAGGUACUGGCACUGUGCCAACUUUAGGACUAGGUGGUGCGGCAACAGGCACUAGUUUUUCUUUUGGAAAACCUGCCGCCACUACUUCUGCUAGUUUGAAUUUUGGCACCACAACAACUACCACAUUAGGAGGUGGUUUAUUUGGCAAACCAGCCACAACGGCGGCCACCGCCACGGCACCAACACCAUUUGUGGGUCUGGGAGGCAUUGAUGUCAGCUCAAAUAAACCCAAGCCAGGAGAAUCAAAACAAGAUAUCAAAGUAAAGGAAACCCAAGUACCCGAUGAAAUUGCUCGAACCGUGGACGCGCUCAAGACAUACAUCAAAACACAGAAAACCCUAUCAUCGGAUAUAGGAAGAACCUCUACCACGAAAUUGACCAAUGUAUCUGGAGAAAUACUAAAUCUGCAAUGGGCUCUACAGGAAAUCGCCAACUCUGUGGAAGCCAAUUACAAUCAAAUAAAACUCUUGCGCAAAGAAACUUCCAAAACCAUACAAUCAGUGGAAAUGGCCCAGCGGACUCAAGACACUCCCGUCGGCUUACAAUUCGAAAAUAAUGCUCCCUUUCAGUUCUUUCAAAAUCUGGUGGCAAAAUACGAACAUGAUCUGAUUAAUUUCCGCCAGCAAAUAGCUCUCACCGAAAGACACAUGCACUCACUCACCAAUCCACAAAACGUGGCCCCCCAAGAUUUAAAGCGUGGCUUCCAACAGAUCAACGAAAGUUUUAUCUCUUUGGCUGGACGCCUGCAUGAGAUCCACCAAAAGGUAGAGGCGCAAAAGGAACAGUAUUUAAAUCUACGCAAAUAUCGCUUACGAGACAACACCGAUGUGUUUGCCAAAUUAGACAAUCCCGAGACAAAGGUGGAUACCUCACGCAUAACGGCCGGACCAACACCAUUCUCCAAUAUAACAGCCAUAAGUAAUUUUGGCAAAUCAUUUGGUAAUUCAGCAUUAUCGGGAACAGCGCAAGCAUCUGGAGCUCAACAAGGCAAAUAGAAGGCCCUCUUGUUUGUUGAAUUAGAGCUACUAUGGGUAUUUAUAGACAACAGAUCAUGGAAAGUACAAUCGAGAGUUUAUGAAUGAUAUGGUUAGAGGCCAUAUGGAGAGAGGGAGAUACGUUAUCAUAAAUGUUAAAGCAAAAUUUCUUUAUAUUGUAUGUAGAUUAAUAAAUGAUAAUGAUUUUUUUA